Molecule: messenger RNA, 2466 nt
Organism: Engraulis encrasicolus (European anchovy)
Lineage: Eukaryota; Metazoa; Chordata; Actinopteri; Clupeiformes; Engraulidae
Gene: fstl5
Product: follistatin-like 5
Exons: 16
Coding region: 1-2466 (821 amino acids)
Biological process (GO): multicellular organism development; cell differentiation; regulation of BMP signaling pathway
Molecular function (GO): calcium ion binding; protein binding
Source: RefSeq, a predicted model, not a curated record
AUGAUCCUGAGGUGGGAUGGUUUCCAUGGAGGUGCCGCUGGGCGUGGAGGUGUGUGUGGCGGUCGCUACUGUGCUCUGGGGCAGGUGUGUGAGCGUGAAGGCCAGCCUAGUGGAGGUGUGUGUGUGUGUGUGGACCGCUGCCACUCCCACUACAAGCCCGUGUGCGGGUCCGACGGGAGACUGUACCAGAACCACUGUGAGCUGCACAGGCAGGCCUGCGUCACGCAGAAGAGAAUCACCAUCAUGCACAGCGAAGAGUGCUUUUACAAGGAUGACCGGUGUCGCCUAUCGGACUUCAAACGUCUGAAAUCCAAGAUGGCCGCCCUCCAUGACGAGCGCUACACCCCCGUUGGUCUCCGGGGCGACUACCAGAGCGACAUGGUCGCUAGGCAACAGCUAGUAGAGCUGAUGUUCCAACGCUUCGAUGGCGACCAAGACGGACAGGUGGACAGCAGCGAACUGUCACAGGUGAUUAAACGGGAGAGUCUCUCCAAGUCGGCAUCAGACUGCACGCUCUUCGACCUCCUCAAGUUCCACGAUUCCGAUGACGACCAACAUCUUACACAAGAAGAAUUCAACACUGCGUUUGAGGUGUUCCAGCUCUACCUGCCGGAGGACCAGAGGGAGACGGUUGUCACGGUAACCGUUGGCCAGAGCGCUGUCCUCAACUGUGACAUCACCGGCAAGCCCCGCCCACCCAUCACCUGGACGCGUCAUGGCAACCAGAUAAACAACCUGCACCUGGAGGACAUUAAUGAUUUCGGUGAGGACGGUUCUCUCUACAUCACCAAGGCGACGCUCAGCCACAUGGGAAACUACAGUUGUCACGCCGACGGAUACACACAACUCUCCCAGACACACACCCUGCACGUCAACGUUCCCCCGGUGAUCCGUGUCCAUCCUGAGUCCCAGGCGCGAGAGCCCGGUGUGACGGCCAGUCUGCGUUGCCAUGCCGAUGGAAUACCACCUCCCCAGCUGACCUGGCUGAAGAACGGAGUAGACAUCACAACACAACUAUCCAAACAGCUCACGCUACAGGCUAAUGGUUCUGAGGUCCAUGUGUCUAAUGUCCGCUUCGAGGACACGGGAGCGUACACCUGCGUCGCGACUAACGAGGCCGGAGCUGACGAGGACAUCUCCUCCCUAUUCGUAGAGGACGCGGCCAGGAAGACACUUGCCAACAUCCUGUGGAGAGAAGAAGGCUUGGGGAUCGGCAGCAUGUACUAUGUGUUCUAUGCGGACGGCAUCAAGGUGAUCCAGCCUGUAGCCUGCGAGAUACAGAGACACAUAAAGCCUACAGAGACACUACUGGGCAGAGAGGAGGAGGUGUGUCCUGAGCGUGAGGGGUCAUCAGGUCAUCAGCGGUGUGUGUGGGCGUCGGCGGUGAACGUGAAGGACAAAUACAUUUAUGCCACCCAACCGCUGCUGAACAGGAUUCUCAUCAUAGACACCCAAUCACAGAAGGCCGUGCAGAGUGUGUCUACAGACGCGGUGCCAGUGAAGCUUCAUUACGACGCGUCACAUGACCAGGUCUGGGUGCUCAGCUGGGGAGACGUGAGGAAGACGAACCCAACACUACAGGUGAUUGGCCAGGCCAGUGCUAGCUCCUCCCAUCACACUGUUCACACGCAGCCAAUUGGUCAACACUUUGACCGCGUAGAAGAUUUCUACAUUCCAAACCCCAACCUCCUGGACACCCACAUAAGGUUUGGUAUGGUUCUCCACCGUGAUGAGACGGUUCUCCUGAAGCUGGACCUUGAGAGCGGUUCCUACGUAAAGAACAUCAGCCUCUCGGAGUUCCACUGCGUUCCGCAGUCACUCGCCUACACACACCUGGGAGGGCUCUACUUCGUCAGUUGCCGUGACGACCAGGCUCGGCGUGUUGGUGGGCGUCGCCCCCAGCUGUUGGUUGACGCGGUGACCGACCUGGUGAUCGGCGAGAACGGCGACGUCAGCGGAACACCAUACGUGUCACCUGACGGCCGACACCUGGUUACCGUGGACGACGGAGAGGGGUUGCUACGGUUACAGGAGGUGUCGCCGCGCGGGGCUCUGGGGCGUCCGUUUGACGUCCACACCAACCUCCACGUGUCGCAGCUGGCGUUCAUGCGCUCCUUCACCACCGCGGGGCGCUACAAGGCCUUCGCCAGCUCCUCCAAUCAGACGGACGCCCUGGUGGUGGAACUGUCCAGCGGCACCGUGCGAUUGGUCAAAGGUCUCCGGGAGCCCCUCCCCACUCGCCUCUGGCCCUGGUCGGCAACAACGGCAACAACAGCGCCCGGUAACCGUGGUGGCGAGCGUUCCCCUGGUAACCGUGCGAUGGUGUCGAGCGGGAUGUUUGGUCAGUACUUGGCGUCCCCGGCGAGGUCAUCGCUCCUCGUACUCGACGGACGACUCGACCGACUGAACUGUGAAAUCACCGAUGUGGAGAACGGCAACACUGUGGUGUGGAUCGGGGACAUGUAG